Messenger RNA from Myripristis murdjan (pinecone soldierfish), 916 nucleotides. RefSeq names its product hyphal wall protein 1-like. The transcript has 8 exons. NCBI's taxonomy places the organism in Eukaryota, Metazoa, Chordata, Actinopteri, Holocentriformes, Holocentridae. The coding region runs from base 110 to 733 and encodes 207 amino acids. The record is from RefSeq and is a predicted model, not a curated record.
CAAUUUUGUCACUAGAUUUUCAGGUUGGUGUGGUAAGACAGUUUCUGUUGUGUUGGGUGGUUGUUACAGCUAUUAGUCCUUGGGUUUACUGCUUCAUCUUACCGGAACUAUGGUAGAAGCCAUGGGAUUGCUUUUGAGGGUGGUGGUGUUGUCUCUCGUAGUUCUUGGUGAAAAUCAAGCAAAUGCUUACAGUACUGGAUCUAAGGCCUAUACUGAGAAGACGGGAGAUGCUCGAGACCACAUUCCUCAUUAUCAAGCUGAUCAAAGUGGUUCUCACUAUGGGUCUCAACCACAUGGUAGUGUUGGUGCAGCCUGGAGUUUCUAUAACAGUUACAGUGCAAACCAGCCUAGCAAGCAGCCUAGCAAGCAGCCCAGCUACCAGCAGCCCAGCUACCAGCAGCCCAGCUACCAGCAGCCUAGCAAGCAGCCCAGCUACCAGCCCAGCUACCAGCAGCCCAGCUACCAGCAGCCUAGCAAGCAGCCCAGCUACCAGCCCAGCUACCAACAGCCUAGCAAGCAGCCCAGCUACCAGCCCAGCUACCACCAGCCCCGUUACAGGGAGCCCCGUUACAGGGAGCCCCGUUACAGACAGCCCCGCUACAAUUAUGGUUCUCAUCCUACCUCAUCUCACAGUCAUGGGGCUGUCAGCCAUAUGUACUCACAUGGGCUUGGCAUGGAUAAUGAAGCAGCCCAUGGUCACGACAGGGGAUGGGGUGGUCACGGCCAUCACUGAACUGACUGCAGUGCCAGAAGAAUGUAGAACUGACUGUGCGGUGUUGCCUUACAGACUCCAUGGAACUGAUCUCCUGACCUGUGCAUUAAAUAAGUCUUCUUACACUUGGUGAUACUGUCAUUUUUUCUGAAUUGUGGGCUAAAACUAUGCUUGGCCUGAGUAAAGUGACAAAAUGAAGGGUGU